UGUGUAUGUGUGUGUGUAGACGUAGACACUUCCUGUCUCUGUUGUUAGAUCUUUUUCUGCAGAGUUCAGUCUCAGUUUGUCUGAGGACGCAUUAACAGCUGCUGCCACUCACUGUUUAACUUCUUUUCUCAGACUGUCAAAAUGAAGAUAGCAGCCUUCAACGCCAAGAACCUGGGACUGAAAAAAGUCACAGACAAGACAGUCAUCCGCUACCUCACCAAGAUCAUGUGUCAGUACAGUGUGGUGGUGAUACUGGAGGUGGUGGAUAAAAGUGGUAAAGCCAUGGAAAAGUUGCUCCAAGAACUCAACACCGGCUCCAACAAAAAACAUUCCUACUCCAUGAUCGCCAGCCGCCAACUGGGACGAGACACCUACAAGGAGCAGUUUGUUUGUUUCUACAGAAAGAAUGAGGUGACACUGAAAGCCUGUUAUCAGUAUGAAGAUAAUCAGCUUGGAGAUGAAGACGCCUUCGCCAGGGAGCCUUUCAGUCUGCGUUUCAGCUGUCCAACUACAGUUGUGAAAGACCUGGUACUGAUCCCAGUCCACACCAAACCUGAAGAUUCAUUGAAGGAGCUGGAUGAGCUGGAUGAUGUGGUCAAUGCUGUCAGGAAGAAAUGGGAAACUGACAACAUUAUGAUUUUGGGGGACUUUAAUGCAGAUGGACGUUACCUCUCCAAAAAGAAGAAGGGAGAGAUCCGCAUCCACUCUGCUCCCUACCACUGGCUGAUAGAUGAUGACGUCGACACCACGUCCAGUAACAAAAACGACAACACCUACGACAGGAUCGUGGUUUACGGACAGACCAUGCUGGACGCCAUUGUCCCCAGUUCAGCCAAGUCAUUUAACUUCCAGAAAGCAUUCAAACUGACUGAUGAACAAACUCUCAGUAUCAGUGACCAUUAUCCUGUAGAGGUGGAGCUGAAGACCGGUCAGAAACAAAAAGCACCAAGACAAAAGAGGACAGAGACCAAAUCCACCAAAGGACAAACUCAGAGGAAAGGACCACAGAAGAAGAGGGUGAACACAACAGGAUUACAGAGGAAGACUGUGACAAUGAAAAGAAAGAGAGGAGAGACAUCAAACACACCGGCCAAGAGAAGACGUUUGGACAAAUGAAACAGCCUGAUUGUUGAUCAGGACAGGUUGUCCAUGAAUGAUGAUUGUUUCUGUGUUUUACAGCUCAGGAAGAGGUUUGUUUUUGACAACUAAAUGUAAUGUUGCAUCCAUUUGGAGAAUGUAAUCGUUUUGGUAAUUAAAGCAGAGUUUUAUUUUAA
Molecule: messenger RNA, 1274 nt
Organism: Lates calcarifer (barramundi perch)
Lineage: Eukaryota; Metazoa; Chordata; Actinopteri; Centropomidae
Gene: dnase1l4.2
Product: deoxyribonuclease 1 like 4, tandem duplicate 2
Exons: 10
Coding region: 142-1116 (324 amino acids)
Biological process (GO): DNA catabolic process
Cellular component (GO): nucleus
Molecular function (GO): DNA nuclease activity
Source: RefSeq, a predicted model, not a curated record